AUGUCUUCCGACACUGCCUCGACUGAGAAGAAGACGAAGAAGAAGCGAUACACAAGUAACAUCAUCACCCUCAAGCCAGGCGAAGGGCAUGACGCCAUCACAAUCCACGAGGACAUUCUGCGUGACCACUCGCCAUUCUUCAAGGCAGCUUUGGACAAGAAGUGGCUUGAUGGAGCGACUCGUGAGAUCAAGUUACCAGAUGAUACCGCGGAGGUGGUCGCUGCCUACGUCGACUGGCUCUACAGUCGUCGACUAGAGCUGGACGUACCAAAGGACACCAAGGGCAGACCGGAGCCAGAAAUCCUCGCGCUACUACUCAGACAGGCUGAGGAGCUCGGCACAUGGCCCAGUGUACGGUGUGUUGUGGCUGCGUACGCCGGAACUCCCGAAGGCAGUCCGCUGCGUCGUUGCCUGGUGGAGAUCUAUGCGGCACGGAUGACGAUUCAUUGGGACUUUCGUGAAGGCUCAUAUCCCGUGGCCUUCACGAUGGACCUUCUACGCGCAAUGGUCAAGCAGAGGACUGUGGAUGACACCAAGUUCUACCCACGACGUGAAACAUGGUUCAAGAUGUGA
Fulvia fulva is the source of this 573-nucleotide messenger RNA. RefSeq lists its product as uncharacterized. The record is from RefSeq and is a predicted model, not a curated record. The transcript has 3 exons. Bases 1 to 573 code for a protein of 190 amino acids. Gene Ontology annotation, molecular function: protein binding. Lineage: Eukaryota; Fungi; Ascomycota; Dothideomycetes; Mycosphaerellales; Mycosphaerellaceae.